AUGAGAGUGGAUGAGUUAAUUAGGUCCCUCCAAACAUUUGAGAUGGGAAUAUGUGAGGGAGCUGAAAAGAAGGCCAAGAGCAUAGCUUUUAUGUCAAACACCGAAGAGGAAGAUGAGGUAGGUGAUCACAACAUUGAUGGAGACCUGGCAAAUGAGAUAGCAAUGUUGGGAAGACAGUUCAACAGACUAAUAAAAAAGGAAACUCUCAAGUACGGUUCUAAGGGAAGGAUUUUACUCACCUAUUCCGACCGCGGAGAACAGGCCAUUCGACAGGGAGAUUCUGAAAUUGCAGAAUCUUGGUUUGAUCAAGCUGCUGAAUAUUGGAAACAAGCUAUAGCCCUUACCCCUGGUAAUUAUAUUGAGGCACAAAAUUGGUUGAAGAUCACAAGGCGUUUUGAAUAA
Molecule: messenger RNA, 402 nt
Organism: Lathyrus oleraceus (garden pea)
Lineage: Eukaryota; Viridiplantae; Streptophyta; Magnoliopsida; Fabales; Fabaceae
Exons: 2
Coding region: 1-402 (133 amino acids)
Source: RefSeq, a predicted model, not a curated record